AUGGCUUCCCGUGUCCUUGUCUCUGGUCUUCCCCAGUCUCUCCCUCCUCUCCCCUCCGGGCCAGGACCUCCCUGUGUCCCCUGUGUCGAGGGUCGCCUCCGGGCUACUCCUCACUCCUCCCACUUCCCCCCGACAGAGGCUCCCCUGCAGACGCUUCACAUGGAUGUGUGGGGCUGGGCCCCCGUCCGUGGGCAGGAUUACGAGCGCUACUUCCUGUUGGUGGUUGACGACUACUCGCGUUACACCACAGUCCUCCCCUUGCGCAGCAAGGGUGAGGUCACUGAGGUGCUGAUCGACUGGAUCCGCGAGGCUCGUCUCCAGCUCAGGAAGAGCUUCGGCUCGGACUUUCCUGUUCUGCGUCUGCACUCGGACAGAGGCGGAGAGUUCUCCUCUGGCCUUCUGCGUGCCUACUGUCGUGCGCGAGGCAUCCGCCAGUCCUUCACGCUUCCGGACUCACCACAGCAAAAUGGGAUUGCUGAGCGCCGCAUUGGCAUGGUCAUGGAUGUCGCUCGUACGUCCAUGAUGCAUGCGGCUGCCCCCCAUUUUCUGUGGCCGUUUGCGGUGAGGUACGCGGCGCAUCAGCUCAACCUUCACCCCCGGGUCUCUCGGCCUGCGAUGUCCCCAGCCUUGCUGUGGACAGGGAAGGUUGGCGAUGCGUCUGUGUUCCGUGUCUGGGGAUCUCGGGCGUUUGUCCGCGACUUGUCUGCGGACAAGCUGUCCCCUCGUGCUGCUCCCUGUGUCUUCCUUGGCUUCCCCACUGACGCCCCAGGGUGGCAGUUUUACCACCCCUCCUCUCGUCGUGUUCUGUCCUCCCAGGACGUCACGUUCGACGAGUCAGUCCCCUUCUACCGUCUCUUCCCCUACCGCACUCCUUCCCUCCCCCCUCCCCCGGACUUCCUUGUACCGGUUCCCCCCCCGGUAGACCCCCUUCCCCCUCAGGUUCCUGCCCCCUCAGGUGUGUCCCAGGUAGACGCCGUUGACCCGGUCGAGGUUACAGGUGACUCUGGUGCUGCUGCGGGUGCUGAGCCUUGGGGUGCUGACUCUAGGGGUGCUGUGCGCGGGGGUGCUGAGCCUGGGGGUGCUGACUCUAGGGGUGCUGUGCGCGGGGGUGCUGAGCCUGGGGGUGCUGACUCUGGGGGUGCUGUGCGCGGGGGUGCUGAGCCUGGGGGUGCUGACUCUGGGGGUGCUGUGCGCGGGGGUGCUGAGCCUGGGGGUGCUACUGCUGGGGGUACUGGGCCUGCGGGUGCUACUGCGGAGAGUGGGGAGCCUGGGGGUGCUGCGUCUGGAGCUGCUGAGCCUGGGGUUUCUCCUGCUGCUGCGUCUCGCCGGGAGCCCCUCUCUCCACAGGAGCUGCGCGAGUGGUUCGCUCGCCGCUGGAGGCGUGCUGCUGAGUCUGGAGGUGCUGCUGGAGCUGGAGCUGGAGCUUCUUCGACCGUCGAGGGUGCGGGUGCUGCCGGUCCCGGAGCUACUGGACCUGCGGGUCCUCCUGGAGCUGGAGCUGCUGAGGGCGUUGGUGCUGAGCCUGCUGCUGUUGGUCCUGCCGCUGGAGGUGUGGGUGGCGCUGGUGCUGUCUCUGAGGGCGCUGGUGCUGUCCCUGCUGCGUCUGGAGCUGCUGAGCCUGGGGUUUCUCCUGCUGCUGCGUCUCGCCGGGAGCCCCUCUCUCCACAGGAGCUGCGCGAGUGGUACGCUCGCCGCUGGAGGCGUGCUGCUGAGUCUGGAGGUGCUGCUGGAGCUGGUGCUGGAGCUUCUUCGACCGUCGAGGGUGCGGGUGCUGCCGGUCCCGGAGCUGCUGGACCUGCGGGUCCUCCUGGAGCUGGAGGUACUCAGGGCGUUGGUGCUGAGCCUACUGCUGUUGGUCCUGCCGCUGGAGGUGUGGGUGGCGCUGGUGCUGUCGCUGAGGGUGCUGGUGCUGUCCCUGCUGAGUCUGGAGCUGCCGCGCGGCCUCGGCCGUACUUCGUUCCGCUCCUACAGCAGGUUCUUGGUCUUUCUCCUUCGGUAGAGUGUCCACAGCCUGUCCAGUCGCAGUCACUGUUGGAGCCUUCCUCUCCUCUGCCUGCUCCCUCUCCUUACACUGGUCCUACUGGAGGUCUUGCUAAGCGUCGUGAGCCUGCGUCUCGUCCCGCGUCGCCUGUUCGUGCUGCUCGCGCUAGUGGUCGCGGUUCGCGUCAGCGUCCUCCUCCUGUCCCUGGCACGCACCGGAUGUCUCUGCGUCCGUCCACUGCUCCUCUGCGUGCCCCUUUGCCUUCGCCUCCUGAGUCCUCUCUUCCUGCGCUUGCCGACCCUGAGUCGGACUCUCUUCGCGCUGCCAGUCCUACUGUCACGCGUCUGCUUGCUACUGUCGUCACUGACCCCUCUUUUGAGUCCACUGCUGCGUCUGCUCUAGUCGCUGAGCUCGUUGACUUUGCUGCUCGCUGUCGUCUCGACUACGCUGCUGGUCUUGUUGCUGAAGGACAGACAGGAGGAGUUACAGUGUCUAGCGGCUGCUUCACCUCAUCUCGCGUCUGUACUGCUUGCCCCUGA
This is a messenger RNA of Closterium sp. NIES-65, 2520 nucleotides long. NCBI's taxonomy places the organism in Eukaryota, Viridiplantae, Streptophyta, Zygnematophyceae, Desmidiales, Closteriaceae. The record is from the annotation of a GenBank genome assembly.